AUGACCACUCACGUCACGCUGGAAGAUGCCUUGUCCAAUGUGGACCUGCUGGAGGAGCUACCGCUGCCAGACCAGCAGCCAUGCAUCGAGCCACCUCCCUCUUCCAUCAUGUACCAGGCUAAUUUCGACACAAACUUCGAAGACAGAAAUGCCUUUGUGACCGGCAUCGCCAGGUACAUCGAACAGGCUACAGUGCACUCUAGCAUGAAUGAAAUGCUGGAGGAAGGACAUGAAUACGCAGUGAUGCUUUACACUUGGAGGAGCUGCUCUCGGGCCAUACCCCAGGUGAAAUGUAACGAACAGCCGAACCGGGUGGAAAUUUAUGAGAAGACUGUGGAAGUUCUGGAGCCGGAGGUCACCAAGCUGAUGAAGUUCAUGUAUUUCCAGCGCAAGGCUAUCGAGCGGUUCUGCAACGAGGUGAAGCGCUUGUGCCAUGCUGAGAGAAGGAAGGAUUUUGUCUCCGAGGCCUAUCUCCUGACGCUGGGGAAAUUCAUUAACAUGUUCGCCGUGCUGGAUGAGCUGAAGAACAUGAAGUGCAGCGUCAAAAAUGACCACUCUGCCUACAAAAGAGCUGCCCAGUUUUUGAGGAAGAUGGCUGACCCGCAGUCUAUUCAGGAAUCCCAGAACCUCUCCAUGUUCCUGGCGAACCACAACCGGAUCACACAGUGUCUGCAUCAGCAGCUGGAAGUUAUCCCUGGCUACGAGGAGCUACUGGCGGAUAUUGUCAACAUCUGUGUGGACUACUAUGAAAACAAGAUGUACUUGACGCCCAGCGAGAAGCACAUGCUCUUAAAGGUGAUGGGCUUUGGUCUGUAUCUGAUGGAUGGGAAUGUCAGCAACAUUUACAAACUGGACACCAAGAAGAGAAUCAAUCUUAGCAAAAUAGACAAGUUCUUCAAGCAGCUGCAGGUGGUUCCUUUAUUCGGCGAUAUGCAGAUAGAACUGGCCAGAUACAUUAAGACCAGUGCUCACUAUGAGGAGAACAAAUCCAAGUGGACGUGCACUCAGAGCAGCAUCAGUCCCCAGUACAACAUCUGUGAGCAGAUGGUCCAGAUCCGAGACGACCACAUCCGCUUCAUCUCGGAGCUCGCUCGCUACAGCAACAGUGAGGUGGUCACCGGCUCGGGGCUGGACAGCCAGAAGUCAGAUGAGGAAUACAGGGAGCUCUUUGACUUGGCUUUACGGGGGCUGCAGCUGCUCUCCAAGUGGAGCGCCCAUGUCAUGGAAGUGUAUUCUUGGAAGCUGGUACAUCCCACCGAUAAGUUCUGUAACAAAGAUUGCCCAGGCACCGCUGAGGAGUACGAGAGAGCCACCCGGUACAACUACACCAGCGAGGAGAAAUUUGCCUUUGUGGAGGUAAUUGCCAUGAUCAAGGGUCUACAAGUGCUGAUGGGCCGGAUGGAGAGUGUCUUUAACCAGGCUAUCAGAAACACUAUCUAUGCAGCCCUGCAAGACUUUGCCCAGGUGACUCUCCGGGAGCCCUUGAGACAAGCAGUCAGGAAGAAGAAGAACGUCCUGAUCAGUGUCCUUCAGGCAAUCCGGAAGACGAUCUGUGACUGGGAGGGAGGUCGGGAGCCCCCUAAUGACCCCUGCCUGAGAGGCGAGAAGGACCCCAAAGGUGGAUUCGAUAUUAAGGUCCCUCGACGAGCAGUGGGCCCAUCGAGCACACAGCUUUACAUGGUGCGGACCAUGCUGGAGUCGCUCAUCGCAGACAAGAGCGGCUCGAAGAAGACUCUGAGGAGCAGCUUGGAUGGGCCGAUAGUCCUGGCCAUUGAGGAGUUCCACAAGCAGUCCUUCUUCUUCACUCACCUUCUCAACAUCAGCGAAGCCCUGCAGCAGUGCUGCGAUCUCUCCCAGCUCUGGUUCCGAGAAUUCUUUCUGGAGCUGACCAUGGGCCGUCGGAUCCAGUUCCCCAUCGAGAUGUCCAUGCCCUGGAUUCUCACGGACCACAUCCUGGAAACCAAGGAACCCUCCAUGAUGGAGUACGUGCUGUAUCCCUUGGACCUAUACAACGACAGCGCAUAUUAUGCCUUAACCAAGUUUAAAAAGCAGUUCCUAUACGAUGAAAUUGAAGCUGAAGUGAACUUGUGUUUUGACCAGUUUGUGUACAAGUUGGCAGAUCAGAUCUUUGCCUAUUAUAAAGCAAUGGCUGGCAGUGUCUUACUGGAUAAACGUUUCCGGGCUGAAUGUAAGAAUUAUGGCGUGAUUAUCCCUUACCCGCCGUCCAAUCGCUACGAGACGUUACUCAAACAGAGACACGUCCAGCUGCUGGGUAGAUCAAUUGACCUGAACAGGCUCAUAACUCAGCGUAUUUCAGCUGCGAUGUACAAAUCGCUAGACCAGGCCAUUAGCCGCUUUGAGAGUGAAGACCUGACCUCCAUUGUGGAGCUGGAGUGGCUCUUGGAGAUAAAUCGUCUGACACACCGGCUGCUGUGUAAGCACAUGACUUUGGACAGUUUUGAUGCCAUGUUCCGAGAGGCCAAUCACAACGUCUCUGCGCCUUAUGGACGCAUCACCCUGCACGUCUUCUGGGAGCUAAACUUUGACUUUCUACCCAACUACUGCUACAAUGGCUCCACCAACCGGUUUGUACGGACAGCGAUUCCAUUCACCCAGGAACCACAGAGAGACAAGCCAGCCAACGUCCAGCCGUAUUACCUCUACGGAUCAAAGCCACUGAACAUUGCCUACAGUCACAUCUACAGCUCCUACCGCAACUUCGUGGGGCCUCCUCAUUUCAAGACAAUCUGCCGGCUCCUAGGCUAUCAAGGGAUCGCAGUGGUGAUGGAGGAGCUGCUGAAGAUCGUCAAAAGCCUGUUACAGGGCACCAUUCUGCAGUAUGUGAAAACAUUGAUAGAGGUGAUGCCCAAGAUAUGCCGCUUGCCAAGACAUGAAUAUGGAUCUCCAGGAAUCUUGGAGUUUUUCCAUCACCAGCUGAAGGACAUCAUUGAGUAUGCGGAGCUGAAGACUGAUGUAUUCCAGAGCCUUAGAGAAGUGGGCAACGCUAUUCUGUUCUGCCUCCUCAUAGAGCAGGCCCUGCAAAUAGCCAUUGCUCGGGAGGGUGACUUGCUGACCAAGGAGCGGCUGUGCUGCGGGCUCUCCAUGUUCGAGGUGAUCCUGACGCGCAUUCGCAGCUACCUGCAGGACCCAAUCUGGCGUGGGCCUCCCCCUACCAACGGGGUCAUGCACGUGGAUGAGUGUGUCGAGUUCCACCGGCUCUGGAGUGCCAUGCAGUUCGUGUACUGCAUCCCCGUGGGGACAAACGAGUUCACUGCAGAGCAGUGCUUUGGAGACGGUUUGAACUGGGCAGGCUGCUCCGUCAUUGUUCUCCUCGGGCAGCAGCGGCGCUUCGACCUCUUUGACUUCUGUUACCAUCUGCUGAAGGUGCAGAGGCAGGAUGGGAAGGAUGAAAUCAUCAAGAACGUGCCCCUGAAGAAGAUGGCUGACCGCAUCAGGAAGUAUCAGAUUCUGAACAACGAGAUUUUCGCCAUCCUGAACAAGUACAUGAAGUCGGUGGAAACAGACAGCUCCACGGUUGAGCACGUGCGCUGCUUCCAGCCCCCCAUCCACCAGUCCCUGGCUACCACUUGCUAAGCAGCAAGUGCUAGUGUGGAUAUUAAACCCCUUUGGGAUUAGGGAGGAAGAGUGACUGGAUCAGAACAAGAACUGGGAAGGGGAAACUUGACAAUGUGGCUCUGGCAACAAGAGAGAUUGGGUACACCCGAUACACACAUCUUCCUAUCUGGCCCUGUUUGAGUGCAUGUGCUGUAGCAUCCCUGUGGUUGGCUUUACCUGUAGCUUUGAGACUGGGUGUGGGAGGGGGGCAGGAUGUGCUUUUCUUCCAUGCAGUGGGUUGGGUUUUUUGGUUUUGUUUUUCUGUGAUACGUCCAGUCGAACCCAAAACUCUGAAGCCAUAUUAGAGUCCCAGGUGUCGGGUUCCAGUCACGAGCUGCUCGUUUCAGAGGGCCAGAAGCCAUCUCCCACUGCCGGUGCGGCCAGGCAAGUGGAACUUCCCCUGUGAUGCAUGACAGCAGCAGGAGGGUUUGAAGCUGUCCCGCAUUUGGUGAGGCACAAUAGCAGCACUUCUCACUUGGCAGCCCACAGAGGAAGAAGUCGCCUGACCAGAGAAAGGAAACCAAGUUGAUUCAGAGUUUGAGUCUAGCAUCACUGCCUACCUGGGGUUGGAGAUUUCCCCACUCUUUUCACCAUGUCUGCAUUGCAGAGAGGUGGGAGACAAGAUACCAUCCUGGUGGUUUCCCACUCCAUGCCAUAUCCCCACUGCUAAUUCAAAAGAGGUGCCCCCUGAAGCUAUAUCCACCAGGGAGUAAACAAUGAAAUCUCCUAAUGAAUGCUGUGUGCUGCAUUUACCUGAAAAUCCCACUCGCUAUAUUCCUGGGGUGGGAGGAGGAAUCCGUGAUCCUGGCAGCCCGGCUUACCUCCAGAAUGUACAUGUACUUUGUUUUUUAGCCAAGGAUCAAAUGUCCACAUUCGACAAUGAGCAGGAAGCUACAAUUUGUGUCCAUUCUUGAGUGACGGUUUUCUUUGUUUCAAAUGAGUUCCUCCAGUACAUAUGCCUACAGGGCAUGGAGAGUUCCAGUCGGGGUGAACGGAAACCCUAUUACACAGAAACAGCAGGAACCUUUAGAGCAGAGGAAAUGAAAUAAGCAUCAGAAAGGAGAUGAAUAUAGUACUCAGAGGGUUCUACAAAGGAAAUACAGGAUUCUGUUUCCUUCUGACUCUUAAACAUUGUCCAAGAUCCUGUGAGAUUAAAAGAACCUAGCUGAAACAUCAAGGAAAAUUUCAGAACUCAUUGUCUUCCCUUCUUCCCCACAUCAACUUCUUUGAAGUGAGAUGAAGGGUCUUGUUUGAUGUGGCAAACGCUAAGGGGCCAGAUCCGGAUCUCAUCUAUACAGGGGUAAACCUGGAGUAACCCCAUGGACUUCAGUGAAGUCACUCCAGAUUUACACAGAUAUAGAUGAGAUCAGAACCUGCCCUCUCCUCACCUCUCCUAAUCCACCCUGGCCUCACCCCGAGAAAGUUUUAAUUUCUUGAUUUUAUUUAGGUUAAAUCAGACCUUUGCCAUUAUGUAAUACAGCCAUGUUAAUGCACUGUAUGUCAACAUAACCCAGACACUCUGUUCAGCUUAUUUAGGACAAUGCAGUGCUCUCACAAAUGCUGGGAAGCCAGAGACAGUGGGCAAUUACUCUGUCUGAGGGAACAGAAAGUAGAUCAGUUGAAGAGGUGUCCCGACUGGACCAUUCUGUCUUUGAGACCAGCAGCAAGCUCAAUAUUGUUGGCUAGAGGUGAAUUUCUGAUGAGAGAUGCCUUUGUUCUCCCAGAGACCUACCUCUGUUUCCCUGGUAACCAGUGACUAUCCUCCUCAAGCGCUGCUGGGCAUAUUUGCCACCUUGAGUUUCCUUUGGUUGCUGAGGCAGCUGUUUAAGCUACAAAAAGAAAUCUCUGGUGCAUUUUAAUCUGAAACUAACGUGAAGGCUGAGGGGAAGAUCAUCUCAAAUCAUUGACUAAGGCAGGGAAAGACUUGAGACUGAGAGGGGGGAUUCUUUUCCAUCCCAUCUGGAGGAAGAACAGAAUGUUCAAGGACACAAACAUUGAAAAGUUCUGCUUUAUAUAUGAUGUAUGCUCCUCUGCUAAGGAUGAGAGGCCUGGUUCCUGCUCUGUUACACCACUUUUAGCCUGAUGUUACUAUACUGAAGUCAGUGGACCUACAUAAGUGUAAAAAAACUGGGUUAGCAGAGUGGGGGCAUCAGGUAUGUUAUUUUUGUGUGUGUGUGAAAUGAGAUGACAGAAAAGAUCCUAAAUGGUAUUUUUUAUUGGGCUAAAGGGGUUCUCAAACUUCAUUGCACCAUGACACCCUUCUGACAACAAAGUUACUACAUGAC
This is a messenger RNA of Terrapene triunguis (Three-toed box turtle), 5900 nucleotides long. It is a transcript of the gene CYFIP2, whose product is annotated as cytoplasmic FMR1 interacting protein 2. Lineage: Eukaryota; Metazoa; Chordata; Testudines; Emydidae. Gene Ontology annotation, cellular component: synapse; neuron projection. The record is from RefSeq and is a predicted model, not a curated record. The transcript is spliced from 28 exons. Bases 1 to 3594 code for a protein of 1197 amino acids. Gene Ontology annotation, molecular function: small GTPase binding. Gene Ontology annotation, biological process: cell projection assembly; axon guidance; regulation of actin filament polymerization.